AUGGCUAAGUUCAAAGAGAUCUGUCCUGGUGGAAUGGGCUACACGGUUUUACCCAAUCCUCCGGCCAACAAGCCGGUCACCGUUUACCAGGAGCCCGUCGACCUGCCACCGCCACAACCGCUGCCAACACCAGAGAGACCCGUGGAGGCGUUUGGGAAACCAGAGGAGGUUAUCCCAGUAGCAACAGCUGCACCAGAUCAGGAGCUGCUAGUGCCCGUGGUUAGGGAUAGGCCGGCCGUUGCACCCAUUCAGCCCCAGCUCUCUCCGGGUGUUUCCACCGUCAGGAUGGAGGCAGCCCACCCAGAGGUCGUUGAGAGGACUUCUCCUCCCGCUCCAGUCGAGAUCCUUCCGUCUAACGCAGGUCAGGACAUCGCUCCCACCCAAUCAGCUGAGGUGGACGAGUGCCAGAUCAACCCUCACAUCUGUGGCCAGGGGGUUUGCUACAACACCGCUGAGGGAUACACCUGCCACUGCGACCAUGGAUACGGCCUGGAUGACACCCAAACCACCUGUGUAGACAUAGAUGAGUGCUUGGAAAGCCCACCUCCCUGCUUUGGCGGUCGCUGCUCAAACACAGAGGGCAGUUUCCUGUGCGUGUGUCCGCGGGGAUUCCAGCAUGAUGAAACAGGAACCACUUGUGUUGAUAUGGAUGAAUGCAGAGACAGGAUGCUGUGUCCCUCUGGUAUCUGCUUCAACGUGCCCGGUGGCUACAACUGCGGCUCCUGUUCUGAUGGCUUCUUGGCACAGGGAGGCCAGUGUGUAGAUGUAGACGAGUGCCAGGACGAGCGGGUUUGUACCAGAGGACACUGUGAGAACACUGAGGGCUCCUUCAUCUGCCACUGUGGACCAGGAUUUCGAGCGGCCCCUGCAGGACACAACUGUGAUGAUGUGAAUGAGUGCCUGGAGGAGGUCCGACCCUGUGGGAGCGUGGGAGCUUGUGUGAACAGCGUGGGUUCGUACUCGUGCUCGUGCCCUCCUGGAUACAGACAGAUCAACGGCACCAGCUGCAGAGAUGUCGAUGAGUGUGUGGAUGAACAAGAGCUCUGCUCCCCCCACGGUGACUGUGUGAACACAGAGGGGUCCUAUCUGUGCGUCUGCGAGAGUGGAUUCACCGCCAGCCUCGACACGCCCUCCUGUGACGAUAUUGACGAGUGUGGCCUUAAUGAGACUCUGUGUGGCCCUCAUGGCUUCUGUGAGAACAGACUGGGCUCUUUCCGAUGCCUCUGUGACCAGGGUUACCAGGAGUCCCAGGACGGCCAAGGCUGUGUAGAUGUAAAUGAGUGUGAGCUGCUGAGCACUGUGUGUGGAGAAGCUCAGUGUGUAAAUGUGGACGGCUCCUUCCUCUGCGUGUGUCCCAGCGGGCAGGAAUACAACCACAUGACGGCCAAGUGUGGGCCCGUUCCCACAGCCUCGUCGGUGGAGCGUAAGGAGUGCUACCAUCGCCUGAACGACGAACACCUCUGCGAGAGCGUGCUGACCAGCCAUGUCACCCUGCAGGAGUGCUGCUGCACGCUGGGGGCCGGCUGGGGGGACAACUGUGAGGUCUAUCCCUGUCCUGUCAACGGCACAGACCAGUUCAACCAGAUGUGUCCAUCUGGGAGAGGCUUUGUUCCCACUGAAGACCUGCUUUAUGGCGUACCAACGUCUGACAGUUAUAAAGAUGCAGAUGAAUGCACACUGUUUGGACAGGAGGUGUGUAAAGGAGGCUUCUGUUUAAACACUGAGGGGGGCUACGAGUGUUACUGCAAGACGGGACAGGACUACGACCCGGCUAAACUGGAGUGUAAAGAUAUCAACGAAUGCCAGGAUGAGUCUGUUUGUGUUGGCGGACAGUGUCUGAACACAGACGGCUCGUAUUUAUGCUUCUGUACUCAUCCCAUGGUGCUGGACCCAAACACCAACCGCUGCGUCUUCGUCCCUGAGGUGGCAGAGCAACAUGAAGCGGAGCAGGUCGACUACCAGGGUAUCUGCUGGCAGACGGUGACAGACACCAUGACCUGCACCCGGCCGCUGGGUCCCAACAGGAAGACCACGUAUACAGAGUGCUGCUGUCUGUAUGGAGAGGCCUGGGGCAUGGACUGUGCUCUGUGCCCGCCCAGUAACACAGAGGACUAUGCGUCCAUGUGUAACCUUCCUCUGGGUGAUGGGCGGCGGCCGUACGGUCGAGACGCCCUUGUUGCCGGGCCGGUCCAUGAGUAUGAAGUGAAUCCAGACUAUUCACCAUCAUCUGAGCAGCAGCCUGCUCUGCCUUUUUAUGAGAGUGAGGAGCAUCCGUACGGGGCGUUCGAGGGUCUGCGAGCAGAGGAGUGUGGGAUACUGAACGGCUGCGAGAACGGCCGCUGUGUCCGGGUUCAGGAGGGUUACACCUGCGACUGCUUCGAUGGAUAUACUCUGGAUCUGUCACGCAUGUCCUGCAUUGAUGUGGACGAGUGCUCAGAGCUCAACACUCGGAUGUCUCUGUGUAAAAAUGCAAAGUGCAUAAACACGCUGGGAUCCUACCAGUGCGUGUGCCUGCCGGGCUUCGCUCCCUCUGAGAAACCCAACUACUGUGUGGAGGCAGCAGCACAGCCAACAUCAAAGCAGUGAGAAUGGAUGGACACUAGGGGGCGACAACAGACACUAAAACCACACGCACAAGCUUGUAUUACUAUCCUUGUGAGGAUGUCCACUGAUCACGCCAGUCACUGCCACUCCUCAAAGGUGACCUUCCUGUUUCCAUCAGUACCAGCUAAACCCCGAACCCGCUCACAGCUGAUGAUCAGAGGAGACGGAGAGGAACGCUCCAGAUCUUAGGGGUUAGUAACCAUUUCAGAGCAGGAACCUUUGUUUCAGACUCUACUCUGCCGUAAUCUUGCCUCUGAACACAACACUUAAUCUUAUUCAACCACAUAAACUACUGCCCUUCUGUUCUAGUAUAUCCUUUAUCAUCUUUGAUGAGAUUUGUCAAUAAGCCCUCCGAAAAAAAACACAUUUGACUCAUAGUUACUUUAGGCCUGAGUGUACAGAAACACUAUAAUGUCCUUUAUUGAGUAAUCUGAGGUCAUGAUGAAUACCAAUCAAAGUUGACCUUUGUCUCAGAGUUCAAAGAAAGAUCUGACCUCUAUGCUCUAUCAGAGCAGUGAUUAUCCAAACUCAGCAUAAAGAAACCAACAGUCUCUCCAGCUGCUCCUACAGACAGGACAUUUUAAUAAUCCUGCUCUACUUGCUGAGGAAAACCAAUCAGAAUCAAGUAUUUUCAUGUAAUUGAGAAUUAUUCCCAAAUAUUACAAAAGCAGUGAUUCCUGAACCUGCAGGUGGUUGUUGACUGGAAGGAGACUAAGGGUGUAUUCACACCUGGCUCGUUUGGGGCAGUUGUUCUGAAACAGUGAGCGGCCCCCCCUGUCGUUUGGACACAUGUGAACACAGCAAUCGCACUCGGAUGCGGGACAAAACAAGCGGGCCGAGAUCGCCAAAAUAGGGUGGUCUCAGCUCGCUUCCAUUCGAUCCCUGUAGCGGUUCCUUUGCAGUGAGAACACAAUCCCCUCAGAAACUGGCACAGCUGACUCGUAACUGUAGUACACGCUGUAGCCGUGGGGGCAGUAAUGCGCCCGGUUGCCAACCGAUCAGUUAAAACAAUAGAAGACGAAGGAGUAGAAGAAUCAGCAACAGCAGAAGAAGAAGAGAAGGCGGAAAAACAACAGAUCUAUUGGAGCAAAAUGAGUGGUGGCUCCCUGAGGCGGCACAUCUUCGUUUUAACAAGAGCAUCAGCACAUUAUUUUCCAGAUGCAGUCUUGACUGUCAAAAAAAAUGCAUGUUUUGUUGAUUUAGCGAACACUGGUCCAUUAGCCUGAUGAACGCUAUAAAAACAAAACGGCCACACACGCUGCUGAUGCUCCGUGGCUGUUGUUUUUGCCCGUGGACAGCAGGUAAGAACCUGCAUGAAUGAAUGAAGAUAAGGAAACCCCCCGCCUUACGAGUAAGAUUUCUGACCAAUGAGAGAUGAAUUGGAGCACAAGUGGCAUUUGUUUACAACUUUGGACCACAAGAGACUUUUGCUGUGUGAACACAAGCGAACCAAGUGACAACUGAAACAAAUGUAUCGGUCUUGACCCUGAAUCUGAACAAAGCAAACGAGCCACAGGUGUGAAUACACCCUAAAGCUGAGAUCAGACUGCAUGAUCAGAUAAGACAAUCACAGAGCAUUUUCCUGACUGUCUGACUGUCUGACUGUCUGACCGUCUGACUGUCUGUCUGACUGUCUGACUGUCUGUCUGUCUGUCUGUCUGUCUGUCUGACUGUCUGUCUGACUAU
This is a messenger RNA of Cheilinus undulatus (humphead wrasse), 4290 nucleotides long. RefSeq names its product latent-transforming growth factor beta-binding protein 1-like. The coding region runs from base 1 to 2586 and encodes 861 amino acids. The transcript has 21 exons. Lineage: Eukaryota; Metazoa; Chordata; Actinopteri; Labriformes; Labridae. Gene Ontology annotation, molecular function: calcium ion binding. The record is from RefSeq and is a predicted model, not a curated record.